GAGGAGCGGCUGCCGCUCGGCCGCUCGCUCCCCCCCCCCCCCCCUUCGGCUCGGCUCGGCUCGGCUCGGCUCGGCUCGGCUCGGCGCCGUGCCGCGGGGCGGGGAGGGCGGCCGGAGCGAGGGGGAGGGGAGCCGCAAGGACAUGGGCCGGCCCUGAGGGCCGGGGGAGGGCAGCCUACGUGUGUGUGUGAGUGUGUGUGUGUGAGUGAGCGCCUCCCCGGCCCCCGCUCCCCGCUCGUUGCCGGGUGUAUUUCACCCAGCUCCUAUGGCCCCGGCUCCCCGCCAAGUGAAAAAAUAAAAUAAGAAUAAAGCCAAAAAAAACACCCGUCCGGGGCCGGACCAUGGAGGGACCCUCGGGCCCGGCGGAGGACGGCGCCCGGCCGCUGCUCACCGUCAGGCACGAGCUGCGCAACGCGAAUUUGACAGGCCACGCAGAGAAAGUUGGCAUUGAAAACUUUGAACUCUUGAAAGUUCUUGGAACAGGGGCCUAUGGAAAAGUGUUCCUAGUAAGGAAAGUAAGUGGCCACGAUGCUGGAAAACUGUAUGCCAUGAAAGUACUGAAGAAAGCAACAAUAGUUCAAAAAGCCAAAACAACUGAGCACACAAGGACAGAACGACAAGUAUUGGAGCACAUUAGGCAAUCACCAUUUUUGGUCACGUUACAUUAUGCCUUCCAAACAGAUACAAAGCUUCAUCUCAUUUUAGACUAUAUAAAUGGAGGAGAACUGUUUACUCACCUUUCACAAAGAGAGAGAUUCUCAGAAAAUGAAGUGCAAAUUUAUAUUGGGGAAAUUGUUUUGGCACUUGAACAUCUACACAAGUUGGGGAUUAUAUAUCGGGAUAUAAAACUUGAGAAUAUUCUCCUCGAUUCUGAUGGCCAUGUGGUGCUGACGGACUUUGGUCUGAGUAAGGAGUUUCUUACUGAUGAGAAUGAGAGCAUAUUCCUUCUGUGGAACGAUAGAAUACAUGGCUCCAGAUAUUGUAAGGGGGGAGAUACAGGACAUGAUAAGGCUGUUGAUUGGUGGAGUGUUGGUGUUCUUAUGUAUGAACUAUUAACUGGAGCGUCACCAUUUACAGUUGAUGGAGAGAAGAAUUCUCAAGCAGAGAUUUCUAGGAGAAUAUUAAAAAGUGAGCCACCUUAUCCACAAGAAAUGAGUGCACUGUCUAAGGAUAUAAUUCAGCGUCUUUUGAUGAAAGACCAGAAGAGAUUAGGUUGUGGUCCAACUGAUGCUGAUGAAAUCAAACAGCAUCCCUUUUUCCAGAAUAUAAACUGGGAUGAUUUAGCUGCCAAAAAAGUAUCAGCUCCAUUUAAACCAGUAAUCAGAGAUGAAUUAGAUGUCAGUAACUUUGCAGAAGAGUUUACAGAAAUGGAUCCAACGUAUUCUCCUGCAGCAACCCCUCAGACUUCGGAAAGAAUAUUUCAGGGAUAUUCUUUCGUUGCACCUUCUAUUUUGUUUAAACGCAAUGCAGCUACAGUAGAUCCUGUUCAGUUUUAUGUUGGGGAUGAAAGACCUGGAACCACAACUAUUGCCAGAAGUGCUAUGAUGAAGGACUCUCCAUUUUUUCAACAUUAUGAACUGGAUCUGAAAGAGAAACCAUUGGGAGAAGGAAGUUUUUCCAUUUGUCGAAAGUGCUUACACAAGAAAACUAGCCAAGAGUAUGCAGUAAAAAUAAUUAGCAAAAGAAUGGAAGCCAACACCCAGAGAGAAAUAACAGCUCUGAAACUCUGCGAAGGACACCCCAAUGUAGUGAAGUUACAUGAUUAUCAUGACCAGCUUCACACUUUUCUAGUAAUGGAAUUGCUGAAGGGAGGAGAAUUGCUUGAACGUAUUCAGAAGAAGCAGCAUUUCAGUGAGACAGAAGCCAGUCAUAUUAUGCGCAGACUUGUUUCAGCAGUGAGCCAUAUGCACGAUGUAGGAGUAGUCCACAGAGAUCUGAAACCAGAGAAUUUAUUGUUUACAGAUGAAAGCGAUAAUUCAGAAAUAAAAAUAAUUGAUUUUGGUUUUGCUCGUUUAAAACCGCCUGAUAAUCAGCCUUUGAAGACUCCAUGUUUUACUCUACAUUAUGCUGCCCCAGAGCUCUUGAAUCACAAUGGUUAUGAUGAAUCCUGUGACCUAUGGAGUUUGGGGGUCAUUCUGUAUACAAUGCUAUCAGGACAGGUACCAUUUCAGUCUCAAGACAAAAGUUUGACAUGUACUAGUGCAUUGGAAAUUAUGAAGAAAAUUAAAAAGGGAGAAUUUUCAUUUGAAGGAGAAGCUUGGAAAAAUGUUUCUGAGGAGGCCAAGGAAUUAAUUCAAGGACUUCUAACAGUGGAUCCAAACAAAAGAAUUAAGAUGUACCUGAGAUACAAUGAAUGGCUUCAGGAUGGUAGCCAGCUGUCAUCCAAUCCUCUAAUGACUCCUGAUAACUUAGGCUCUUCAGGGGCUGCUGUGCAUACAUACGUCAAAGCCACUUUUCAUGCCUUUAACAAGUACAAAAGGGAAGGAUUUUGUCUCCAGAAUGUUGACAAGGCACCUCUUGCAAAGAGAAGGAAAAUGAAAAAAACAAGUACAAGCACAGAGACACGUAGCAGCUCCAGUGAAAGUUCACAUUCUUCUUCCUCUCAUUCUCAUGGUAAAACUACACCUACAAAGACCUGCAGCCAAACAAACCCUACAGACAGCAAUAACCCAGAAACCAUCUUCCAGUUCUCCUGACUGAAAAGCAGAGAAUAUCUUGUCCUGAAGAUUUACACAGUUAUAAAACUUGGUAGUACCUUUAUUGGUCUUCUCCCACCCCUCCUCCCUGUGGCUUACAGGCUACAGAAAUGUCUGUCGCUUGAAAAAUGUAUUUCAAUCAUACCUUUUUAGCUUUGUAUUUCAGUACAUUUUUUUAGCAUUAAGUUUGGUAUCACUGGAUAUGGUCUAAUGCUAUUAUACAAUCAACAUUGUAUUCUCUUAGGGAUAAAUUACUAGUGUGCAGUCAAGCUCAUGUUAAAGAGCUAUGCUGCUGUUGGUACAGCUUGGAGGAAAACUGUUUCUCAGUGUCAGAAUCUUUGUCCCGGUUUCUUCCCCACUGUUGAAAGAAAGGAAAACUCUGUAAAACAUAUAGAACUCUUGGAUCUUCAACUUUUGCCCAGCUGUGUGAAGAAUGUCACAGCAUUUGAUUCUUCCUGCACGUAAGGAAUCAUUGGUACAAUGCACCAAAGCAGUAUAGUACUUUAAAGCCUCUUAAAUUUGUGAUCACAUUCUAUCCCAUUUAUUUGAAUUUUAAAAACAAAAUGAAGUGUUACGCAACUCUAUGUUGUUUUAAAAAGUUACUCCAUAUAUCUUGUUUUAAAACGACUGAGAAUAUAAGUCUUAGAUUUUUUUUAUUUAUUUAAUUUUAAAAAACCACCUAGGGUAAAGAUGUCUGAUAAGGUGAGGUGUCUAGUACUGUGAUACAGUAAUUUUUAUUUCUACUUUUUGAAGUUAUUGACUUUUAAAAUGUUUUACAGAUUCUAAAAUGUAAUGAUAGAAAGUGAAAUUUCAUAUUGAAUGUUGGAAAAUGGUCACGUGUUAAAAUAUCUAUUUCAAGAAUUAACUAUAAUUUAUAUUUCUUUUUAUAUUUACACGAUAACUUUAAAAUACUGAGAUUUUUUUAAAGAUACAAAAACUCCAGUUUCAACAUCUGUUAUAGGGUCCAUACAAAUAUAUACCAAGUUAUUUGAAUUUUGCAUUGUGCAAAUACAGCAGUUUAAUAGUGACUGUAAAAUACUAGAAUAUGUUUUCUUUUUUGCACUUUAUAACAUCAAAAUGAGAUGUUUUAUAAUAAAGUGCACUCAGAUUUCUCUUCCUACAAGGUGCUGAGCACUGUUUUAUGUGGUUGAAUGACCUGAAAUCUACCUUAUUUGGUGGUUGUGGUCAUUGUGAAGGAGAAUUCUGUACUUUGCAGGAGUGAAUCCCUGUAUAUUAUCCGCUGUUUUCAUUCCUUACUUAAACUGCAAAGCUCUUUCUAUCUUGCUUUUACAUUGUAUAUAACAAAUACUAGACCUGGGCACCUUGUGUAGUGUAGAUGUUAACAACUUAUGCACUGGGAAUACUAAAGGGAAAUUAUAUUGAACACUGUGCUUCACAACUUGUUCACUGUGGUGUUCUACAGUGAAGUAUUUCCUACUGUGAUAGUAUAGUAUGUACAUAACUGUUUGGAAUCAUAAAUGUGACUUACAGAAACAUCAGCAUAAACUUUUAAAUCAGCAUAUUUUAUAAAUUUAUGGAGAGCUCUUUUAUUGCUCGUAUUCUCAAUGACUAGAGAUAACUUAAGUGCUAAAGAAGACUCCAGUUUUGCAAAUGCUUACACUUGUAAGUUUCCACUGAAGGCAAAGAGAGUCCUUGUGUAAAGUUAAUCAGAUGCCUAAAUUUGUGUGAUGGAAGACUAAUUGACGUGGGGAUUUGUUAACAGCUUGUUCUACGUUGAAGGAAACUAAUCCAAACCCUAUGCAAAAAGGUUAUAGGAAUUGUUUAUAUCAGUGGUUUUAUUUAUAGAAUUACAUCAGAUAUCAGUAUUGACAAAUACAAUACAUCCAUGUUUACAGGGAUUGUGUGUAUCAAAACAAGGCUUUAAAGCCCAACAUGUUUGUUCUGUGUUUCUUUAAUAUUAAUAAUGGCAUUCUGAAGUUUUGGAAUUGCUCAUGUGAAAUAGUUUACUACUUUCUUGAUGUGAAUGUCAACAGUAAUUGCAGCAUUAAUUUCAGGUUGAUGUGAAUAUUGAGAUUUGCACUGUUUAUGUAGAAGUAGUAUAUUUAAAGAUCAAUAUAUGUGCUAAUAACACAACCAAUUUUAAGUGGCCGAUGUUAAAAUAUUGAAAAAUAAUUGUCAAUGUAAUAUAUUCAGGUUUGCUUUCUGAAUGCUCUCUUUGGAAGUGAUCUCAAUAGUGAACAUGGCUCAUUUGUAAAAGAAUACUUUCCCUCUCCCCAAUAAACUUGCUGUAAAUACAAAAAA
This is a messenger RNA of Cygnus olor (mute swan), 4958 nucleotides long. It is a transcript of the gene RPS6KA5, whose product is annotated as ribosomal protein S6 kinase A5. Gene Ontology annotation, biological process: intracellular signal transduction; regulation of DNA-templated transcription; protein phosphorylation. Gene Ontology annotation, molecular function: protein serine/threonine kinase activity; ATP binding; magnesium ion binding. The record is from RefSeq and is a predicted model, not a curated record. Lineage: Eukaryota; Metazoa; Chordata; Aves; Anseriformes; Anatidae.